ACAUGAAUGAAUGCUUUCAAUGUCCAGAAGAUCAGUACCCAAAUAAGAAGCAGGAUUUCUGUCUCCCAAAAGUUGUAACAUUUUUGAAGUAUGAAGAAACUUUGGGAACUAUAUUGGCUAGUUCUGCUAUUUUCUUUACUUUGGUCACAGCUGCAAUCAUCUUGAUCUUUACUAAGCAUCAAGACACUCCCAUAGUCAAAGCCAACAACCAGAAUCUCACCUAUGCUCUCCUUGUUAGUCUCAUGUUAUCUUUUCUUUGUUCUUUGUUAUUCCUAGGAAAACCUGACAAGGUAACAUGUCUCCUUCGUCAAACAGCUUUUGGGAUGAUCUUUUCCAUGGCCAUUUCUUGUGUGUUGGCUAAAACUAUCAUUGUGAUUCUGGCUUUCAUGGCCACUAAGCCUGGGUCCAUGAUGAGCAGAUGGAUUGGGAAAAGACUUGUCAUUUUCAUAAUUUUGGGCUGUUGUUGUAUUCAAGGUAUUAUUUCCAUUACAUGGGUGAUAACCUCACCUCCAUUCCCAGAUGCUGACAUGAAUUCAAUGGUAGAAGAAGUCAUUCUAGAAUGUAAUGAAGGAUCUGUCUUCAUGUUCUACUGUAUCUUGGGCUAUAUGGGUCUCCUUGCUAUUAUCAGCUUUACAGUGGCUUUCCUAGCCAGGAAUUUGCCUGAUGUUUUCAAUGAAGCCAAGUUUAUCACCUUCAGCAUGUUGGUCUUUUGCAGUGUUUGGUUGUCUUUUGUUCCAACAUAUCUGAGCACCAAGGGGAAAUAUACUGUUGCUGUGGAGAUCUUCUCCAUUAUAUCUUCCAGUGUUGGGUUACUGACUUGUAUCUUUUUUCCUAAAUGUUACAUCAUUGUGCUGAGGCCUGAUCUGAACAACAAAGAACAGCUAAGAACACAAACCCACAGAAAACCAUAA
Messenger RNA from Notechis scutatus (mainland tiger snake), 911 nucleotides. The record is from RefSeq and is a predicted model, not a curated record. NCBI's taxonomy places the organism in Eukaryota, Metazoa, Chordata, Lepidosauria, Squamata, Elapidae.